UGGGAGGGCGGAGAGAAGGCGGGGCCUGACCAUCCGACUUCCUAUUUCCGGCCUGUGCACACAAGGCUGAGGGGUGGGAUUUAGACGUGAGAGUUUUGAGUUCGAGCAGUCAAAUCUUGCGGCUGUGGUGCAAGAGGCGAGCAGGUCAAAACCAGCUAGUGACUAAGGAUGAGUCUCCAGUGGACUGCAGUUGCUACUUUCCUCUAUGCAGAGGUCUUUGCUGUGCUGCUACUCUGCAUUCCUUUCAUUUCUCCCAAAAGAUGGCAGAAGAUCUUUAAGUCUCGCCUGGUGCAGCUGGUGGUGAGCUAUGGCAACACCUUCUUUGUGGUUCUCAUUGUGAUCCUGGUGCUGCUUCUCAUUGAUGCCGUGCGGGAGAUCAGGAAGUACGAUGACGUGACAGAGAAAGUGAACCUACAGAAUAACCCUGGAGCCAUGGAGCACUUCCACAUGAAGUUGUUCCGAGCCCAGAGAAACCUCCACAUCGCUGGCUUCUCUCUGCUGCUGUCUUUCCUGCUCAGACGCCUGGUGACCCUUAUCUCCCAGCAGGCCACACUGUUGGCCUCCAAUGAGGCCUUCAAAAAACAGGCUGAGGGUGCCAGCGAAGCCGCCAAGAAAUACAUAGAAGAAAAUGACAAGCUGAAGAAGGAAGCUGGCACCAGUGCCACUAAAGCAGACCUGAACGAUGAAUCGGUGCUAGAGGAGAACAAAAACCUGAAGGCCGAGUUCAAGAGACUGACUGAGGAGCUGGCCGUCAGUAAGAGAAACUUGGAGAGAGCGGAAAAUGAGGCUCUGGCCAUGCGCAAGCAGUCGGAAGGGCUGACGAAGGAGUAUGACCGUCUGCUGGAGGAGCAUGGCCGCCUCCAGGCUGCAGUGGAUGGUCCGACAGACAAGAAAGAAGAGUGAGGGCUUGGCUCCCUUCCUCUUUAACUCCCCCUCCUUCCAUCAGCGGGCUUCCAUUCCUCAUCACAAGCAGCUGCUUCUCUCUGGUUCACAUUGGAAAGGGGGAAUGCAGGGAUGUGCUCCCUGCCCAUCCGAGCCUCAUUUAACUUGGUAUUUGGGCCCAUGCCUUCCCCAGGCUUCAUAUGCCCCGCUGCUGACACAAUUGCUUUGCUCAGCUUGUAAAUAAACUUCCCUGACUCUGACCACUGAACCACCCCCCCCCCCACACACACACACAUCCCCCUCACCUUAUCCUGAAUCUAGAAAGCAAUCCCAGCAAUUGGGGAUUGGGGGUAGGGGCAGUGCCUAGACAGGAUGGUCACAAGCUUGGGCCCUUUCUCAUUUAGCCCCUCUUCCUCCCCCCCCCCUCCAUCCCAUCUACUUUCAUCUCUUCCUAUUCCAAAGAACAACAGGGUUGGCUGUCUGAGAAGGGGGCACCUGAGAUUUGGUUGGGCUGUGGUUCGUGGUUUGGGGCGGUGGUGGUUUUGACUCUGAAGAGCCCUCUGCUUUUUCUCUUGGGAUGAAGAAUCUUGUGUUCUCUCCAGUGUCGGUACUCCUGGCCUUGGUUUGAGGGGUGGUUCCCUCCUGUGUGCACACAGAGCUUCUCUUGGAGAAAUAAAGUUUGUUAAUCAAAGUGA
Molecule: messenger RNA, 1577 nt
Organism: Dromiciops gliroides (monito del monte)
Lineage: Eukaryota; Metazoa; Chordata; Mammalia; Microbiotheria; Microbiotheriidae
Gene: BCAP31
Product: B cell receptor associated protein 31
Exons: 8
Coding region: 169-903 (244 amino acids)
Biological process (GO): endoplasmic reticulum to Golgi vesicle-mediated transport; intracellular protein transport
Cellular component (GO): endoplasmic reticulum; endoplasmic reticulum membrane
Source: RefSeq, a predicted model, not a curated record